Messenger RNA from Prorocentrum cordatum, 1740 nucleotides. The record is from the annotation of a GenBank genome assembly. NCBI's taxonomy places the organism in Eukaryota, Dinophyceae, Prorocentrales, Prorocentraceae.
AUGGCGCCCACCCUGCGCCCCAGCCCAGGGGAGCUGGAGCGCCACCGGCGGGAGGCCGCGCAGCGGCUGCGCUGCGAGAGGCUGCGGCAGGUGCGGCAGCUCGAGGACGCCCACGCGCGAGAGGUGCUCCGUAGGCGCCUGGGGAGCGCGCAGCGCAGGAGCUGCCACCAGAGGGCGUCGGAGCUGCAGGAGGCGCUCUGCGAGAAGCGCGCGCGGCUCGCGGAGCUGCUGGCGGAGCAGGCCGCGUGCGAGGCGGCGUUCGGCGCCGCCUCGCGCGAGGCGCUCGCGCGCGGCCGGGCCCAGCACCUGGACUCGCUGCGCCGGGCCGCGGCGCUGGCGCAGCGCCAGGGGCUGGAGGUGCAGCGCGCCCAGGACGCGCUUCGCCACCUCCGCGAGCCACACGCUGCGCGCCUGCGAGAGGAGCUCGAGCGCAGGGCGCAGCUGUGGCAGGUCCGCGAGUCCGAGGACGCGAGAGCGCAAGCAGUGGCCCAGUCAUCGCGCGACGAUGCUCGCGCCGCCGUGGUGCGCCACGGGGCUCACGACGACGCGCCGCUGCCGCCCCUGCGGCGGGCGGGUUCGCCAGGCCCCAGUCCUCACGGCGUGGACGUCGACUAUUCGGAGACAUGCUUCCACGCCAUGGACUAUUCGAAAGUAGUGCUUCAAGACUUGGACUACUCGACGACCUGUUUCCACGCCCCGCGGCCAGAAGCAGCGGCCCCCGCCCGCGAGGGCUCGCUGCCCCAGCGCCCGGGGGCGGAGGCAGAGGCCGGAGAGCCCUGGCCGUGGCCCUCCUCGCCCCCGCCGGCGCCCUCUCCGGCGCCGUCGCCGCUGCAGCUGGAGCGGGCGAGCUCGCGCGGCCGAGAGGCGCUGGCGGAGCUGGCCACGAGAAGGCGCGACGAGCAGCUGGCCAAGCAGCUCGCGGCGCGGGUGACCUCGCCGCCGCCGUCCCAGACGCAGCUGCAGCGGGCCAUCGACCGAGGCCGAGCAGCGCGAGCCGAGAUAGCGGAGAGGAGGCGCUGCGACGAGCUGUGCAAGCAGCUGGCGGCGGAGGAGGCGCGCCAAAGGGCCGCCAGGGCCCGCAGCCCCGCGCCCCUGCCGCGACAGCCGCGGCUGCAGGGCGGAGGCGCGGAGGAGGCGAAGGCGAGCCCGCUGGACCCGGCCACGACCACCAUCGGCUGCCGACCGACCCCGGACCGACCACCUCCUCGACCCGUCGGCUGCCCGCGCCGCCGACCCCGCGGCCGGGCAGCCGUCCGUCCGCCUGGGCCGGGACAGGGCGCUGCCCGACGUCGACGCCGAGCGCAGGGAGGACGGACCCGGGCGGCAGCGCAGUGCUGGACGCUCGCGAGCCGCGGGGGGUGUCUCCAGGGACCUCCUCCUCAAGCGGCGGCGCAGGGCUGGACGCUGGCGAGCCGCGGGGGGGAUCUCCAAGGAGCUCCGCCUCGAGCUCGAGGGGCACAGCGCCGUGCGGCGGCGGCUUUCACAGUGCGGAGGACGUCCCAGGUGCCCACUGUUCCUCGGAGUCGUCAGGCCAGCCCACGAAGGUGUCGGCCACCCCUGCGGCGGCGUGCCCACUGCGCAGCUGGCACAGUGCAGUGGAGGACUCCGAGGCCCGCUGCCCCUCGGAGCGGUCCGGCCAGCCCACGCAGGUGUCGGCCAUCGCUGCGGUUGCGGGUCCACUGCGCAGCUGGCACAGUGCAGAGGACGCCUCAGGGGCCCGUUGUCCCUCGGAGCGGUUAG